Molecule: messenger RNA, 1444 nt
Organism: Sodiomyces alkalinus F11
Lineage: Eukaryota; Fungi; Ascomycota; Sordariomycetes; Glomerellales; Plectosphaerellaceae
Product: vacuolar membrane PQ loop repeat protein
Exons: 5
Coding region: 440-1444 (334 amino acids)
Biological process (GO): basic amino acid transmembrane export from vacuole
Cellular component (GO): fungal-type vacuole membrane
Source: RefSeq, a predicted model, not a curated record
CCCGUUUGUCGUAUCGAUAGUCCGAACAUACGAAGUUAUCCAUGAGCCACCUUGAAUUCAGCCUUGCCGCUGCUACGUGUGUUCGAAGUCGGAUGAACAAAAAGAAGUCUUCUUAUCUCGGUCACUCGCAUUCGAAACUCGAUCUCUGACUGGCUACGAUAAGACACUACGGCGCACCACUACCUUCCUUGUCUUACCUUACCUUAUUUACUCCGUACUCCGUACCACACCGAUAACGAUUCCCACUACGUGACCGCCUCCCUCCUUUUGGCUUUGGAGGGGGCGCUUGUGACUUUUGUUCAGCCCUCCGCCCACCACCUGACUCGAAACUCUUCCCAUAUUCGCUUUUUAAAACUUGGAAAAGGGUCGAGCAGGUCCUGACGCGAUCCGCGACCCGUUUCAUUCUUCCCAAUCCACCCUGGCAGGCUCUUCGCCAACCAUGGCUUCCGUCGUGCCCAUGGCCUUCAAGGCCUUAUCGCAGGCACCCUCGAUCAAAGAUGCGUUAUCCGGGAUCUUUGGCAGCAUCAGCUUGACUGCAUGGAUCUGUCUUCUGCUUCCUCAACUUAUCGCCAACUACAAGCUUCAAAGUGCCGAUGGCCUCUCGAUGGGCUUUCUCUUUAUCUGGUCCGUGAUCCCGCCCUUGGUCGACCGCGAACAUACCUACGAAGUAACCUUUUGUGCCCUCUUCACCAGCUUGGCUCCAACCGCGAUUGCCCUGGCUUGCUACUUCUGCUUUGCCGAUCUUGUUCUUAUCACCCAAUGUCUCUACUACAACACCAAGAAUGCUCGUCGUGCGGCGCGACACCGCCAGUCGCAUCACCACCACCACACCGAACCACACUGGAGGGAGACCCAACCUCUCUUGGCCGAGCAGCGACGCCGACCCUCAUCCUCCAGCCUUUCAGGGUCGCAGAGACGCCGAGAGAUUCAUGCCGAAACCGAGCCUCUACGCAAGAUCGUGACGGGCGGGGACGAAACCUCCGGCGGUAAGGCGUGGCUAUACAACACGCUCAGUCUUGUCGCCGUAUACUCUGUCGGGAUUCUCGGUUGGUUCAUCUCGUACAAGGCCGGGGCCUGGGAUGCGGAUCCAGACCUGCCAGUUCCGGACUCGCCCGCGGAGAAGGACGCAGUCACGAUGAUCGGCUUGGUCCUGGGCUACAUCAGCGCGGCGCUGUAUCUUUGUGCACGUAUCCCGCAGAUUAUUAAGAAUUGGCGCGAAAAGUCGUGUGAGGGGCUCGCGCUGCUCUUUUUCCUCCUCUCCCUCACUGGAAACGCUGCAUACGGCGCGAGUUUAAUAGCGUAUUCCCAGGAGAAAGACUAUCUCGUCCGCGCCCUACCGUGGCUUCUGGGCUCUCUCGGCACAAUUGUCGAGGACAGCGUCAUCUUCGUCCAGUUUCAUCUCUACAAGCCGGGGCGCAAUCGCAGGUCCUCGAGCGCCGCAUAA